Molecule: messenger RNA, 5452 nt
Organism: Myotis myotis
Lineage: Eukaryota; Metazoa; Chordata; Mammalia; Chiroptera; Vespertilionidae
Gene: FRMD6
Product: FERM domain containing 6
Exons: 11
Coding region: 839-2866 (675 amino acids)
Biological process (GO): positive regulation of hippo signaling
Cellular component (GO): cytoskeleton; cytoplasmic side of apical plasma membrane
Source: RefSeq, a predicted model, not a curated record
CUUCUAAAUACCAAAAACCUUUCAUAUCUUUGUUCAGUUUUUCAAGGAGAAUUUUUUGUGAAAUGUUGUUAUAUUUACACUUGGAUAUGAAUUAUUUUUUGCUACAGAGAUUGGUUAAAUGUAAAGGCUUAUGAUACCUUGAGAAAACGGUCAGUACCAUAAAACGCUUAGAUCUGUCAGAUUGGAAAGUGUGUCAUGAUCAACUGGUAAGCAAAGCUCUUCUCCCAAAUGUGAGCUGUUGUCGGUGUUUUUAGGUGAGGCCAGAGCAGGGAACAUGUCAGGAACCCACGAAUCAACCGUUUGCUCUUCACUUUCUUCCCAUGGUAGUUAAAGCAAUAAAAACACAAACGCUCAGCUCCAUCCCAGCGUUAGUACAUACCUCAGUCAUUCUUUCAAGACGGGGUCUGGGAGGAAAUAAGGCGCCCUGUGGGUCCUGAAUAACUUCACGUUUCCUCUGUACUGAGGUUCGUUCUUCUUACUACAUAAGCAGACUGUUGAUCUUUGUUGUUGAACAAGUCAGUCUAAUAAAACCAGUUUACACCUUCCUUCGGAUUCGAAAGAAGGGACUUUAAGGUGUUCUUUUUAAAAGAGAGAUUGUAACAUGGCGAAAGAACGCUGGAACAGGAAUCUGAUGACCUGGUUCUAAUUCUGGUUCUGCAGCUUGCUAUGUGGCUUUAGACAUGUCGCUUGACUUCCCCAGUUUCAGUUUUCUCACAUGUCAAAUGGAAACUGCUGUGCCACCUGCUUUGCAGGACUGGUGUGUGCUUGAGAAUUCUUAAAGAAUGAAGCUCUGGUCAGACUGUCAGAUGGCAGGGGCAGUGGCAUUUGAAAACUGUGCAUGUGCUGUAUGGUGAGCAGUCUCGGUUCUACUCAUUGGGCUGCUUCUUCAGACGGCAACUCAAGCCAAACAAAUCAGGUUCAACGGGAAGGCUGUCUGAUCUUGUCCAUUUCGUGUUUAAUCAGUAACGCGGGCGAGAUGAGUGAUGGUGUUAAUCAGUCUGAUAAGUUAAGAAACAUCUUUCUUUCCCUGGGACCUUUUCCUCUCCCUGUCAUGCACAUUGGUUGGUUUAAUAUUGCCAGUUACAGACAAAGAGUGGCUUCCCCCUUCCUGUUCUCUUCUGGCACUUUCCCAGUCGAACCCCAGCAUUCAGCCAGGAGUGACAGUGUGGUCACGUAUGCCAUCCCUGGAGUGGUCCAAGGAAUACACUUCCCUUUCAGAAGGAGGACAUUUUUAAGUGGAGCUUCCCACGAGCCCGCCCCCUUGAUAAUGAGCAUGUGUAUAUGGAGCUGUCACAGAAGCUUUAUAAGUAUUGUCCAAAGGAAUGGAAGAAAGAGGCCAGCAAGGUACGACAAUACGAAUUCUCUUGGUGACAGAGCAGCAAGAUUCUAUUAUUACUGGCACCUGAAAAAACAAGUGCUUCAUUCUCAGUGUGUGCUCCGCGAGGAGGCCUAUUUCCUGCUGGCAGCCUUUGCCCUGCAGGCUGACCUUGGGAACUUCAAAAGGGAUAAGCACCAAGGAAAAUACUUCGAUCCGGAGGCUUACUUCCCAUCUUGGGUUGUUGCCAAGAGAGGGAAGGACUACAUCCUGAAGCACAUUCCAAACAUGCACAAAGAUCAGUUUGCACUGACCGCUUCCGAGGCUCAUCUUAAAUACAUCAAAGAGGCCGUCCGGCUGGAGGACGUCGCCGUCCACUACUACAGACUGUAUAAGGAUAAAAGGGAAAUUGAAGCUUCUCUGACCCUCGGGCUGACCAUGCGGGGAAUACAGAUUUUCCAGAAUUUAGAUGAAGAGAAACAAUUACUUUAUGACUUCCCCUGGACAAAUGUUGGAAAAUUGGUAUUUGUGGGUAAGAAAUUUGAGAUUUUGCCAGAUGGCCUGCCCUCAGCCAGGAAGCUCAUAUACUACACGGGGUGCCCCCUGCGCUCCAGGCACCUCCUGCAGCUGCUGAGCAACAGCCACCGCCUCUACAUGAACCUGCAGCCCAUCCUGCGCCACAUCCGGAAGCUGGAGGAAAACGAAGAGAAGAAGCAGUACCGGGAAUCUUACAUCAGUGACAACCUGGACCUUGACAUGGACCAGCUGGAGAAGCGGUCCCGGGCCAGCGGGAGCAGCGUGGGCAGCAUGAAGCAUAAGCGCCUGUCUCGUCACUCCACCGCCAGCCACAGCAGUUCCCAUACCUCGGGCAUCGAGGCGGACACCAAGCCUCGGGACCCGGGGCCGGAGGACAGCUACUCCGGCAGCGCCAUCCACCGCAAGCUGAAGACCUGCAGCUCGAUGACCAGCCACGGCAGCUCCCACACCUCAGGGGUGGAGAGCGGCGGCAAGGACCGGCUGGAAGAGGACUCGCAGGACGAUGAAAUAGAGAUGUUGGUUGAUGACCCGAGGGACCUGGAGCAGCUGAACGAAGACUCGCUGGAGGUCAGCCCGGACAUGUGCAUCUACAUCACGGAGGACAUGCUCCUGUCGCGGAAGCUCAAUGGACACUCUGGGUUGAUUGUGAAAGAAAUCGGUUCUUCCACCUCCAGCUCCUCCGAAACAGUUGUCAAGCUUCGUGGCCAGAGUACCGAUUCUCUUCCACAGACUAUAUGUCGAAAACCAAAGACUUCCACCGAUCGGCAUAGCUUGAGCCUCGAUGACAUCAGACUUUACCAGAAAGACUUCUUGCGCAUCGCCGGUCUGUGUCAAGACACUGCUCAGAGCUAUACCUUCGGCUGUGGCCACGAACUGGACGAGGAAGGCCUCUACUGCAACAGCUGCUUGGCUCAGCAGUGUGUCAACAUCCAGGACGCUUUUCCAGUCAAAAGAACCAGCAAAUACUUUUCUCUGGACCUCACUCAUGAUGAAGUUCCGGAGUUCGUUGUAUAAAGUACGUCUGCGUGCAGCUCUACGGCAGCCCCUUUCCCUGGGGGCCGUGAAAGCCAUGAGUUCUUUCUUAUUCCUCGUGCCAUAUCUCCCUCACCCAAAACACAGCUCUUUCUUUAUAUUUGCGCGGGAAACAAAGCCGUGGGACAAUUGCACUUUAAGUAUUACACAGAUGUGGAAGAGAAUGUACAGCAAGACAAGUGCCUGGAGUUUACGAGCCUUCGGAAGGAAAUGUGCUUUACUGGUUACCCAGCCUUCAGAGUAGUGAACCGUGGUGUGUUUGCUCACCGUUUUGUUUUUUUUAGUUCAGUCCCACGUAAUAACAUCAUGGUUUUUAUCAUGGGCAUGAUGGUAGGGUUGUGUGCCUGUACAUUUUUUUAUCGCUCCCUCAUGAAAUGCCCAUGUUUUGAGGGAGGAGAAAAGAGUCUCCUUUCUCUGGAGGGACCGGGGCCUGGCCCACACCCACUGCCGCCGCACUGGGGCUGCCCCAGCGUGAACCCUGGCGAAGCGGUCAGGAUCAGUGCGUCUAGCAAGCCAAAGAGAUGAACAUGACAGAAGUGCAGCCCAGGGUGGUACCGGCAGGCGUGAGCGAAGCAGUGCCCGAAGACCGCAUGCUGCGUGCGGCGCCUGUGACUCCUCCGUGCCCAGCGCCACGUCCUCCUCCUGCUCUUCCAGAAAAUAAUAGAGCAACUGUGUUCAUGUCACAAUGUAUUUUGUAGAGUUUCCAACACUGUUUUCUGUUAAAAACUACAGAAAUGUCUUAGAAAAUGUUCGUGCUUAGUGUUUGUUUUUUAAAUAAAUCAAGAACAAAUUAUGGUAAUGCUAGUUUCUGCUUAACCAGAAACACCCUAACUCUCCCCAGAUGUUAUUAUACAUAUAUAAAGACAUGAGAUAGUGCGUGUUUAUAUGUGUGUAAAGCUUCCGUGACGGUCUCAUGUACGUGGCCGGUCUUGUUGAAUGUGGAGGAUGCGUCAUUGAAUGAAUGCUGCCUACAGACAAUCAGUUGACUCAUAUAGCUUAAAAUGACUAUUUCUCAUGUGUCUUUUGCCGUGAUUCUUAACCCCGGUUACAUAAUAGAAUUAUUUGGAGAGGUUUUUUAAAAAAUGCCUGGGUCCCACCUCCAGUGAAUUUAAUUAGACCCAGGCGGACUGCCUUUUCCUGUAAGUUCUCCAAAUGGAGCCGGUAUCAGCAGAGCUGAAAACCAUGGAUCCAGAGGAUGUCUUUUCAAUUUUGAUGUAAAAGCAUCCAGAAAAUGUUAGUGGUUGAGAAAGGGCCAUUUUAGAGACAGUUUCUGCCACUACUGUUAGGAUAUAGAAGGAAACCAAGUCCGGGGAAUGAACUCAUUAGCCUUUAGAUGUCACGGCCUUGCUCGCGCUUUAGGAGAGAACUUUAGCACAGUGUCUUUCUAUGAGAUGUUUUUAAUGAUUUCAUAUUUAAAGCAUUUGUUUACCAUAUUUUGAUAUACCAUUUUUCUACCUUCCAGGUUUUAUUAAAAAAAAAAAAAGCAACACUAUUAUUUUCUAAAGAAACAGUCAUAUUUUUAUACAAAGUUAAGUUUUCAGGUAACAAAGAUGUAGAUUUAGGAGACGGCAGGACACACAGUGUUACCCAUGGAUGGGAGUCAGUAUUACAGACACACACGGGAGCACGCCCACCUGUGCUGUGCCCCGCAUGCCCACGCGGGCGUGGCAGGGCCGUGUGCACACAAGCCUGGUCAAGUCAGUCUAACUUGACACUUUAAAAGGAAAAAAAAAAUUCUAUAGAGUUGUAUAGUCAUGGAAUUAUUGUACUUUUAUCAAAUGUUUUGAAAGAACCAAAGUUUCAGAUACCAGAAUGUAUAAAAGUAUCUCAGCCUCUGUAUGAAAGGGUGAGAGUGUGAAAGGAUCAUCUAGUGACUCUUUUUCUUAGACGUCAUCAAAUAGUUCACCGUUUCCUGUAGAUGCUGAAGGGACAAGUCCUGGGGAAGUUGGACUGUAAAGAGCCCCGUCACAACGUGCCGUGUUUCCUCAGCUCUCAGUGUUUCUUGCAAAGACCAAGAAGAAAACAUACAUGUAUGGACUAGGUAGCGCUUUUUACUUUAUUUUCUCUCAACUUCAACCUGAGUCGCGCCUUCAGGGUUCUGUCAGCACAGUUGGGGGUUUUGCACACCUUCUUUCUAAUUGGAUUGAUGCAUCGUCUUGUGGGUUUUCAAGAAUGAAACAUGCUGAGGACACUUUUGUUUUGUGAUCCACUGUUUGCAGCAGAAGUAUAUAUAUGUAUAUGGAAAUCCAUUUUGAAUACCUACAUUUUUGUAUUUGGAAAUUGUUUUAAAAAAUAAAAAAAGAAAAGUAUAAAGCUGUUAUUUAUUCUGCAUUUGUUAAUGUCCAUUGCUAAGUUAGUGUACCGAUUUGGUAUGCACUGCUUCUACAUUUGUAUUUGCAACAGUGAGCUUUCUAUCUACACAAAUUGUAAAGAAUCCUUUCUGUGAAAGGAUCGUCAUAUCGGGAUGAUACCAAAAGUGUGUAAAAAACGAACUGCAUUAUUUUGUAAUUAUUCUUAUAGGCAUUUCAUGGUAAGAUCAACAGUCAAUAAAGUUACUUUUUAUUUGUC